Molecule: messenger RNA, 5374 nt
Organism: Darwinula stevensoni
Lineage: Eukaryota; Metazoa; Arthropoda; Ostracoda; Podocopida; Darwinulidae
Source: the annotation of a GenBank genome assembly
AUGUGGCUUGGGGUUCUUUUCAGCUUGCAAAAGUUGUUUGUCUGUGAAUACUGUCUGAAGUACAUGAAAAGCAAGUCAGUGCUUCAGCGUCACCUGAAGAAAUGUGAAUGGAGGCACCCUCCAGGGACUGAGAUCUAUCGCAAGGAUGACUUGUCCAUCUUUGAGGUGGAUGGUAAUGUGAGCAAGAUCUACUGUCAGAAUUUAUGUCUUCUGGCAAAACUCUUCUUGGAUCACAAGACCCUUUAUUAUGAUGUGGAGCCUUUUCUUUUUUAUGUCCUCACGCACAAUGAUGGAAAGGGCUGUCAUUUGGUGGGAUAUUUCUCAAAGGAAAAGCACUGUGCCCAGCGUUACAAUGUGUCAUGCAUUAUGACAAUGCCGCAGCACCAGAGACAGGGCUAUGGACGGUUUCUCAUUGACUUCAGUUACCUGCUCUCCAGAAGAGAAGGUCAGCCAGGGACUCCAGAGAAACCACUGAGUGAUCUUGGGAAGGUGUCCUACUAUUCUUACUGGAAGUCUGUGCUUCUGGAGUAUCUCUUCAAGAAAAGAGAGAAUGGGAACUUGGUGCUAAAGGAAAUGACUACUGACACAGGAAUGUAUGCAGAAGACAUUGCCGAAACCAUGCGUGCUCUUGGCAUGAUUCGACGAGAUGUUAGUGGCAGAUUGGUGCUAUGCAUAGAUGAUGCACUGUUGGAUGAGCACAUGACAAGGGUCAAUCAAGGCAGCAGGGUGACAGUGGAUCCUGAAUGUCUCCGUUGGACACCUCUUCUACCAUGUGCAACUUUGAUUCGUAGGAAAGUGGCAAUGGAUACUGAUGCCCACUCCUCCACCCAUGAUGAAGAAGAGGAGGAAGAUGAAGAGGAAGGGAGGAAUACACCUCCACGAGAGAGUUCCACUGAUCGAGGAGGAAGUGAUGAAAGUCCUGGUGGUGAGAAGACCGUUGUCAAGCAACCUGAUCCUGGAGAGAGGAAUGCCAUGAAUCUGAAGCAGUCAGAAGAAGAGAAUACUAAGAAGAAAAAUCAGCAAGAUUCCAAAAUGGAGUCUUCAAUUGGCCGUCGCAGUCUCCGCAGUCUGAGGAAGAAGAGUCCUGUUAGGGAAACAAGGCAGGAGAGAAUUCGAUCAGCUGCAAAGUCAGAAAAGGAGGAUGGAGCCAAAGGGGAUGAUUCAGACCAGGAAGACACAUUAUUUGUAUCUCAAUUCAAUUCAAGGAGAAGAUUGAGAUCAGGAAGCAGUGAUAUGUCAAAGGAUCCAAUAUCACCUGAUCGAAAAGUAGCCUUACAUCUGGAUGCACAUGGAGCAAAGGAGACUACUUCCUUACUUCGCAAUCGUGCAUUGUCACCAGAGUCUAGAAAACGUAUGCAUCCCUCUGAACUUGAGUCACCACUUCAUGGCCGAAAAAAGUUAAGACAGAAGGGAUUGAGUGUUGAGGAUGUCUCAAGGAAAGGAGAUGAAAUUAGGACUUGUGAGGCAGAAAAACUUAGUACAUAUUCUGCACCUCAAUCUCCCCAGAAAAAGAAAAAGAAGAAGGACAUUUUCAAGAUCAUUACAUUCAGCAUGCGCAAAAGAAAGAGACGUAAACCUAAAGUAGAGGCUGAUACUGGUGAACCUUUGGAAAAGCAGUCUCCUUCUGCACCAGUGAUGGAAUCUCCCAAGCAUGAUGAAGAAACAUCCUCACCCCCGUUAAAGAGGACAUGCACUCUUGAGGAUAGCCCUGCCAUGAAUGGAAAGAAAGAGAUGGCCUGGAAGCGUAUCAAACGUCGGGCUCAUUUGGCUGCCAUGAGCCCUGACUCCCAACCCACCAGACAUGACAGCUUUGAUGACUCAUCGAUGCCCCAGCUGGAGCCAGAAGUUGAAAAGCACCCAGCAGCAGCAGCAGCAGAAGUGGAUGCAGGAGUUCCAUCAUCCCCCCCUCGACUCAGCCCAUCUCAUGAUGAAGGAGAGAUGCAGGAAAAACUCAUUCCCAUUCCCCCUUCUCCUCCCCCCCCCUCCAUACCUAUGCCACCAAAGAAGAAACGUGGUUGGCCUAAAGGUGUUCCCAGGAAACCUCAUAAACAUGUGUCUCCCCAUGAGGAACUAGAAGAGAUGGAAGAGCCAGAGAUCGUAAAUGAGACUAUUGACCAUGAAGAACAGGCAUCACUAUCUGAAUCAAAGCAAGAGCUUAGCAUAGUGCACCAUGAAGUUGCAACAGCCUCACCUUGUGAAAGUCAGACAUCUCAUCUAGCAGUGGAAGUGGGUCAUACUGCUGAGUCUGAUGAGGAUCAUCAAGCUGAGCAUGGGAUAAAAGAACUUUUGCCCAUGAAGGAGGCAGUGAGUGAACAUGAGAUGCUCAAAGAUGAAGACAGCCAAGAUGAUACAGUUGAGGAAAUGGAAUCUCAAUCAGAAGAUAAGGAUGCAGGGCAAGAGACAUGGAAGAAAAUGAAAGCUGAAAAAUUUGUAAAUGCAACAGUCCAUGAUAGGACUCCUGGUGAUAGUUCAGUUGAUAGGAAUGCUGAGGUGUGUGAUAUGCAAGCUUGGCUUCAAGUUGAAAGAGACACUGCUCAUGAUCAGUCCCCAGUGGACUCUCCCAAGAAUGAAGAGAAUAGCCAAAAGUCAGUGGAGUCAGAAAAUAAGGAAGAAACAUUAAAAGAAAAGGAAAUGGAAGGCAAGAAUUAUUCUGGCUUUCAGCCAGAAUCAAAUCAAUCCUCAUCUCCUGGUCAGACCUCAAGUUCUCCUACUGCCUAUCAGAAUGACCAGCAGGAGCACGAUGAGCCUCAGGAUGCACAGCUAAGGCCUGAUAAUGCAUCUAGUACUUGUAUAACACCAGUGCAGGAUCCAGUACUCAAGGAUGAAGUGAAGUCAAGUGAAUCUAUGAUUGUGAAUGAUAUACCUGAAACUCCUGCCUAUCGCUCUUGCCCAGAUUUGACUGAUGGCAUUUCAGACAGACAAGAUCCAACUAAGGAAAAGGCUGAACAUCAGAUGAAAAUAUCUGAAUCUCAUCCUCCUGCAGCUAUGAUAACCCAAUUGCAGCCUCAAUCCCUUGUUCCUGAAAAAAGAUGUGAGGAACCCAAGGCUUCUUCAGAACAGAGUCGAGAGAUAUCUGUACCUGAAAACCACAUGGAAUCCCAGCUGGGAUCAUCUCAACCCCGAAUCCCAAAUGUCCAUACACCUUCUCAUUCCCCUUCCAAGCCAAGACAUCAGCAGCAGCAACAGUAUGGAUACUCACAGGGUGGUCAACCCAUGGAGCAUCAGACAUCAUACCCAGUGAACUCCAAUAAGACUAUGUCCACAUCUCCAACACAGUAUCAUGAGGUGUCUAGUAUGGGUGUGUACACUCCAGACUCCACCACUAACUCAGUUCACUCGGUUCAUGGUUAUACUGGCACUCAUCACGAGUUGGAUGUGGCCCAGUUGGGUUUAGAAUCUCCAAGAUCAAUUUCCAGCAAUGAGCUGGCUCAGCAGCAUUCAGUGGAACCAGCAACACCUUCAAAUUACAGUGACUGUGCCCAGAUCCAGCCAUCAGUUGCCCCACAAUCACAGCAACAGCCACAGCCAGCUCCCUUGCCACCCCAACCAUCCCCCCAACACUCACCUAUGCAACAACAUAUGAUGCAGAUGCAGCCAUCACCUCAGUACAGCAUGACCAAUACACCUGCCACUAACAAUCAACAGCAGUCUCCAUAUAUUCCAAGUCACCUGAAUGCAACUAGUCCAUACAUGAACACAUCUCCUUCAUCACCAUAUAUGAUGCAUAGCCCAGGCAGCAGUAAGCAGCCAAGUCAUAGUCCAAGUGGCAACUCCCGCAUCUCAUCUCAACAGCCUCAGCAGCAACAAUCUCAGCAACAGUCAUAUUACAGCAGUCAUACUCCGCAUCAGAGCCCAAAUCCAUCCCCACAUCUAGGCAGUGGAACCACACAGCUGCAAGGUGUUCACCAUACUAAUACACCUCAGACACAGCAUGCUGUGUCAGUUGCACCUCAGCAAUCUUCACGGCAUGUACCUACACCUGCAACCACUACACAUUCAGGAUCUUCAUGUAGCUUGGCCAAGUUGCAACAACUGGCCAAUGGGAUUAUGGAAAUGGGAGCUUCAGGAAUGCCUCAUCAUCAUCACCAUCACCAAAACAUGACCCCACCUCCAAAUCUAACACCACCCCCAAUCCAUCAUAAUAUGACCCCUCCUCCUAUGAUACCUCCUCAUCACCGAGCCCCCCACAUUGCAGCCAAUCCCACAGCCCUUACAAAUUACUACAAGCAAACUUACAGCCCUCAUGGACGAUCUCAGUGCAUUCAACGCCCACCUAAUGUCACCAUCAAUCCUAAUCUUAUGGCCUUCAAUCAUCAGCAGGCAUUUAAUGGCUAUCGCAUGGGACAUGCCCAGCAGAAUCCAAUGUCAUUGAAUCAUGGUUACACAAGCUUCAUGAACAUGAAUCCACAGGCACAGAUGAUCAAUGUGCAUCCAAGCAUGAUCAACAUGCAUCCACAGGCAGCACAGUAUCAAGAUCCAAACUUGCAUCAUCAGUCUUCAAGGGGACAGAAUAUGUAUGCUUCAUAUGGAUAUGGGCUCAUGCCACAAUUGAACAUGAACAGCUCAAUGAGGAGGUGAGAGAGAGAAAAGAGGAAGGGUUUCCCUGUGAUUGCUUGUGAUUCCUCAAGUGUGUAAUUGGCAUUUCUCCCUGCAUCUCUUUGUUUAUGUUCCAAUAUGUGGUAGAAUCCAGGCAGCUAAGAAGUCAUUGUCAUGAGCUGUGUUGUCCCGUGUGAUACCGGGCUGGCUUUUGGCAGCAGGUGUGGCAUACAGUCCAAAAUAUGAAGAUCUGUUUGACUCUCAGUCAGUUAAUACUGUUUGUAAUGUUCAACGAUGGAGAAAGAUUGAACUCCUUUUUUUCCUGUGCAACAUGGACCUUUUUUUCUUGAAUGAAUGCUGAAUUAGCCCUCAGUAGUAUCUUCAGUGGUUCUUUUUUUUUUCAUUUUAUCCACUGAAGCUCCUUGGUAAGUCUUCUCAGCAGCAUUAACUAUAAAACAUGACCUCUCAUUAAGACCAUGGGAGAAAACCUUUUGUACACAACAGUUUGUCUUUCAGGACAAAAAGAGCUGGAAAUGUAAUUCUUUGCUGUGAUAGUGGAGAGGUCAUAGCAGGAUGAAAGAAUUCCCUCUUCCUGUUCCCCACUCACAUUUCUUGUAAUUCUCUUCUGCAUGUACAAAACAAUUCUUUCCGAAUGUGAUCUGAGAGAUUUAUUUUCCAAUGAACUUCCCUAACAGAUUGUCUCAACUCCUGUAUGUAUUUCUCUCUUUUUCUUCAUCCAUUGCAUGUACAUACUAGGAGGCUUUUCUCUGUAUAGAAAAUAAACACCAUUUGGUUCAGCCUGAUAGGAAAGAGGAAAUAAACUAUCAUAGAAUCUUUA